ACAGGAGACCCAUAAUAAAGCAAUUAAUUACACAUGGGAUUAAAGAACCGGGAGAGACUUGACAGUUGACAUGUUUAAGGUAAGACAAGUGAGAGGUCCAGUCCAAGUUUGGUGAAAGGGAAGGAAAAAGUUUAGAGAAGAGAAAGAAACCUGGCAUCUGACAUUAGUAGUAGUAGGAGGAGGGAAGCCCCUCACCAAACCUCCAUGGAAAUACACCACAUUGGACUAUUCUCUAGACUAAUCUAGAGUUCCUACUACAGCUCAUCAUUGGUGUGCAGAAGAAAGUGGAAGGAAAGUAGCAGCAGAGGAAAGAAUCAGCAGCAGCAGCAGACAGCCUUGAGCCUUCCCCCUCUCCUACUAACCUCCCUCCUCAUCUUUGAGUAGCAAAUAGUAUUAAUUCCCUCCCUUCCCUUGAAGUAAACAUGGCCCUUGAUUUGUUCUUGAAGCUCUAGCAGGAGUAGAGGAGGAAGAAGAAAGGAAAGCCACACCUCACCUUCUCCCACCACCAAACGCUUCUUGGUAGGGGAAAGAAAUAAGGAAUUGCCGGAAAAGUCUCUUCUUCCCAGACCCCAGUACCCCACCUUCAAUUGGAUCCUUCUUUAAUUACCUCCUCUCAAUCUCCUAGUAGUCCAUAAGGCCAGAGCCGGACAGGGAGAGGAGACACAGGUGCUUGGGAGAGGGGCAGGCUUGUGGGGAUCGAGAAGAAGAUGGCGAGGUGGGGCUUGGCUGCCAUUGCUGUUCUCGUUGCUGCUGCGGCGCUCUUCGUUGCGGCGGAGGCCCAGGCGGCGCAGCAGGGCCACCAGACAGAGAGGAUCUCAGGAAGUGCUGGUGAUGUGCUGGACGAUAACCCUGUUGGGAGGCUCAAGGUGUAUAUCUAUGAUCUUCCGGGAAAAUACAACAAGAAGCUUCUGAAGAAGGACCCUAGAUGCCUGAACCACAUGUUCGCCGCGGAGAUAUUCAUGCACCGGUUCCUGUUGUCCAGCGCUGUCCGGACUUUUAAUCCCGAGGAGGCGGAUUGGUUCUACACGCCUGUGUAUGCGACAUGCGAUCUGACUCCUUCAGGUCUUCCUUUGCCUUUCAAAUCUCCACGAAUGGUACGCAGCGCGAUUCAACUGAUCGCAGAGAAGUGGCCUUACUGGAAUAGAUCAGAGGGGGCAGAUCAUUUCUUUGUCGCACCACAUGACUUUGGUGCUUGCUUCCAUUACCAGGAAGAGAAAGCAAUUGGAAGGGGAAUUCUCCCCUUGCUUCAGCGUGCCACACUGGUUCAGACGUUUGGACAAAAGAACCAUGUCUGUUUGAAGGAUGGCUCCAUCACAAUUCCGCCAUAUGCGCCACCCCAGAAAAUGCAAAAUCACCUUAUUCCCGGUGACACCCCUCGAUCCAUCUUUGUGUACUUCCGUGGUCUGUUCUAUGACACCAGCAAUGAUCCCGAGGGUGGAUACUAUGCGAGAGGUGCCCGUGCAUCUGUUUGGGAGAACUUCAAGAACAACCCGUUGUUUGAUAUCUCAACCGAUCACCCACCCACAUACUAUGAAGAUAUGCAGAGGUCUGUGUUCUGCCUGUGCCCAUUGGGCUGGGCUCCGUGGAGUCCCAGACUGGUCGAGGCUGUGGUUUUCGGCUGCAUCCCGGUGAUCAUCGCAGACGACAUUGUCCUGCCCUUCGCAGAUGCUAUCCCAUGGGAGGAUAUUGGUGUGUUUGUUUCCGAGGAUGAUGUUCCGAAGCUGGACAGUAUCUUGACAUCCAUACCAACAGAUGUUAUACUAAGGAAGCAAAGGCUUCUCGCAAACCCUUCGAUGAAGCAGGCUAUGCUGUUCCCCCAGCCUGCUGAAGCAGGAGAUGCAUUCCAUCAGAUACUGAACGGGCUUGCUCGCAAGCUUCCACACGGUGAAAAUGUCUUCUUGAAGCCUGGGCAAAAGGUCCUGAACUGGACAGCUGGCCCGGUGGGUGACCUUAAGCCUUGGUAGCAUCUCUUGAGACCUCAGAGAUGAAAAAACAUUUUGAAAAGAAAUAUUUACAAACUCGAUAUACUUUGCACCCUUUAUAUCACCAUGGUUGCAUAGUGCUGACCAUAAGUCAAGUGUACAUUUUGUAUCUUCUUUCCUGAUAGCUAUUAUACCAUAUACUUCUCUUUUCUUCUUCUUCUUCAUUAGAUGAUGAAACAUCAGCCUUUGUGCGCUUUAUGUGGAUAUUGUAAUGAAAAUUAGAAGAUUUAAACCCUUUGGUUGUCUGAUAUGAUCUGGAUACAGGCUUGUGUCACUAA
This is a messenger RNA of Brachypodium distachyon (stiff brome), 2260 nucleotides long. RefSeq names its product probable glucuronosyltransferase Os01g0926700. The coding region runs from base 708 to 1964 and encodes 418 amino acids. The transcript is spliced from 4 exons. Gene Ontology annotation, molecular function: glycosyltransferase activity. Gene Ontology annotation, biological process: plant-type secondary cell wall biogenesis; glucuronoxylan biosynthetic process. The record is from RefSeq and is a predicted model, not a curated record. Lineage: Eukaryota; Viridiplantae; Streptophyta; Magnoliopsida; Poales; Poaceae.